Molecule: messenger RNA, 2806 nt
Organism: Polyodon spathula (Mississippi paddlefish)
Lineage: Eukaryota; Metazoa; Chordata; Actinopteri; Acipenseriformes; Polyodontidae
Product: protein kinase C and casein kinase II substrate protein 3-like
Exons: 12
Coding region: 442-1812 (456 amino acids)
Biological process (GO): plasma membrane tubulation; regulation of endocytosis; cytoskeleton organization
Cellular component (GO): plasma membrane; endosome; cytoplasm
Molecular function (GO): protein binding; phospholipid binding
Source: RefSeq, a predicted model, not a curated record
AAUCCCUGUUAGAAGCACCUUGUCUUGCUAAAAGGGAAGCCAGUCCCUCAUUCAGCGUCGCUUGUCAAUGUUAGGGAGGUGCCUGAGUUCUUCACUGGUGUAACUAUACACUCACAGCUUCGGUGAGAAAUUUCCAGCUCUCAUGAAACAGGACGAGCGUUUACACAGAGCUGUAUGAUAAGGAACAUAAAACAAAGAGAAAGAGAUUUUUAUAUUGGAUAUCUGUACAGAAAGGACUGGGGUUUGGUGCUUAUAGCAUCGUCUUGUGAAACGAGUGUGUGUUUUUCUAUAGAAGAGAACUGAAGCAGCAGCAACAGGAACCGCUGAAGAGCUGAACUCAAUCCAGGAUCCCCACGGAAUUGCUGGAAUUCCAGCUGAUUUUACCGCCGCUGGGAUCCAGUAAAAAUUGCAAACAUUCUGUGCUGUAAGGAAACCCCCGUGAUGUCGUACGAGGGAGACCUGGAGCAGACCGGCAGUGGAGAGAGUUUCUGGGAGCCAGGGAAUUACAAAAGGACAGUGAAGCGGAUCGAUGACGGCUACAAGCUGUGUAAUGAGCUGGUCAGCUGUUUCCAGGAGCGAGCGAAAAUCGAGAAGAGCUACGCCAUGCAGCUGACUGACUGGUCCAAGAAGUGGAGGAGCGUCAUAGAGAAAGGGCCGCAGUACGGCACGCUGGAGAAGGCCUGGCACGCCUUCAUGAAUGCUGCAGACCGGCUCAGUGACAUCCACACAGAGCUGAAGAGCCACCUGACUGUGGAGGACAGCGAGAAGGUACGCAACUGGCAGAAGGACGCCUAUCACAAGCAGAUGAUCGGGGGCUUCAAGGAGACCAGGGACGCAGAGGACAGCUUCCGCAAGGCACAGAAACCCUGGGUCAAAAAACUGAAGGAUGUCGAGGCUGCAAAGAAGAGCUACCACCAGGCCCGGAAAGAGGAGCACACUGCACUGACCCGCGAGACCCAUGCCAAGGCAGACUCCUCCAUGUCCCAGGAGCAGGUGCGCAAGCUGCAGGACCGGGUGGAGAAGUGCACCCAGGAAGCUGAGAAGACCAAGGAGAGGUAUGACAAGGCUCUGGAGGAGAUCAACAGGUAUAACCCACGAUACAUGGAGGACAUGGACCAGAUCUUUGAGCUCACCCAGGAGGCGGAGAAGAAACGGCUGCAGUUCUUCAAAGAGGUCCUUAUGGAUGUUCACCAGCACCUCGACCUCUCCAGCAAGGAUAGUUUCCGCUCCCUGUACCGAGACCUCAGCCAGACCAUUGUGGCAGCCAGUGACCAGGAGGAUCUGAAGUGGUGGAGAAGCACACACGGACCGGGCAUGAAAAUGAACUGGCCGCAGUUUGAGGAGUGGUCACCCGAGGCAACCCGUUCGAUCAGUCGAAAGGAAAGGAACAGCAAAGCAGAGGAUGUUGUGACCCUGACCAACAUUGUACCCGCAGGACAGGAGAUCACACAGACGGCACAGGAGCUGAACAGGUCUAAUGUAGAGGAUGAUGAUAACCGUUACUGUGAGAGCUUAUCAGAUCAACCCGAACAAACAAGCGCCAAAGAUUACUCCUCAGACUGGUCCGAUGAAGAAAGCCCCAAAAAAUACAUCGGCACCAAUGGUGUGGAGGAGGACGUGAAGGUACUGGGUGUGCGAGUAAAAGCGCUGUAUGAUUACAUGGGGCAAGAGGCAGAUGAGCUGAGCUUUAAAGCAGGUGAAAAGUUAAUGAAGAUUGGGGAAGAGGACGAGCAGGGCUGGUGCAAAGGUCAGCUUGAAAACGGACAAGUUGGACUUUAUCCCGCUAACUAUGUUGAGCUGAUCAGGUCGUGAUGAGCAGUUCCUGACGUCCUGCAGCUGUUCAUAUUGAGGCCAAUGAGAGACCGAGAGACAAUAACUGAUCUUUGAGUCGGAGGGGAUUUCGACUCCCAACCCUGAAGCUUGUUCCAGGUCAUGUGGUUGAAGUUUUGUGAAUGAUACAAACCUAUUGAAUACAAAACUAAAUAAAUCCAGCUAACUCCACUGUGAAACAGGACACUUUUCAAGGAUGUUGCAUCACAGAGUAAUACUAACUUGGAUUUGCAGCCACUUUUCUAUAUUCUGAUAUACUUGAAAAGUUCAGUGCCUUUGACAAGUCCAAUUGAGGCAGUACUGAAGCUGCUCCAAGUUCAUCCUGUCAAUGCACACUCAUCCUUGGAAGUUGGCAGAUUCAGGGUUCGGGAGUCUAGUUACAACCUCUUUGACAAAGAAAACAGAGAGAUAUUCGUUUUACAAAGUCUGUAUAAAUCUCAGAAAAGCCUUGAUAUCAAAAACCCCACUUACUGUCCCCAGUUUAUUUUGCUUUUUACUGAUUAUAUAUAAGAAUUACACACAAUGUUGGGGGGGGGGGGCAAAGAUUUACUCAUAAAUAUAUUCACAAGUAUAGAGGGGAGACAUGUUUUAUUCUAACAUGCUAUAGUAAUGUUGUAGAUUUUGUUUGCUAAUAAACCAAUUGAAAGGCAGAAUGGUGUGCCAGCCUUUCAUGCUUGUUAAAUAUUUAAAACUGGAUUCCCUGCUGAACAGGCUUUUCCAUAGAGAAUCUACACUUGAUAAGUUUUAAUGUGCUGUGUUGUCCUAUAUUGCUGGACCAAAAGGUUGGAUUCUUGACACUAAAGCAGUCUGUGCUGCUGUAGGGAAGUCGGACCUGCCUUUCGGCACAGUGUUCAGUGCUUGCUUCAGUAUAGAUUUCAGGUGAGAGUUUUGGACUGGGAUACGGGAGCUUCAGAUCUUGAUUCCACUGUCUGCAUCACUACACUCUUGGGGAAGAAAUAAAGAGUAUUCAAUUCAA